Molecule: messenger RNA, 16980 nt
Organism: Octopus bimaculoides (California two-spot octopus)
Lineage: Eukaryota; Metazoa; Mollusca; Cephalopoda; Octopoda; Octopodidae
Product: ATP-binding cassette sub-family A member 2
Biological process (GO): lipid transport; transmembrane transport
Cellular component (GO): membrane; intracellular membrane-bounded organelle
Molecular function (GO): lipid carrier activity; ABC-type transporter activity; ATP binding
Source: RefSeq, a predicted model, not a curated record
ACCUACUUUGGUAAGCGUUUGAUAGAAGGUGAAUUGAUGGUGCGGUGUGUUGUUGUGCAAUAUCUGUAACAACUGAACGAGGAGGCGACUGAAAUUGCUGACUGACCGUCGCCUGCUCAAAGUAGACACAAAGUAUCCAAACAAGAUAAAUCUCUCUUGUAUUGCAUUAUAUUAUAUCGAAGUUGCAGUCAAAUAUCUGAAUAAGUGUCCAAAUGUAUGGAACAUUUUAACAUAGAGAUGGAAGAACUAUCUUGGCAUGGGAAGUGACUGUUCAACAGCUUCAAUGAAACCCCAACAUUCAUUUCUUUCCCCUUAAAUCCUCACUAUUAUUUAUUGUUGUUGUGUCAUUUAUUUAUCCCGAAAUUAGUUUCUUUAUUGAUCCCAUUAACAACAAUUUCCUUCUGAGUAUAUGUUUGAGAAGGCUUGAUAUAAAAACAGUAUUCUUUACGUUUUUUUUCCUGCUCGUAUAAAAUUUAUUUACUUCAUAAAUUUUCGUCAAAUUUGACUAAUACCCAGGAAGAAAGCAACCAAAAUAUAGUUAAUGUAACUAUAUGACUAACUAAAUGUAAUAGGAAAACUUGGACUAUUAUCUUAGACAUUUGCUAUCCUCUCUUUUAUAGAAUUAUCCAGUUGCGCACUUAUCACGAAGGAUUGCAAGAUUCAGAUUUUACUCCGAAACUAGUUACACCUGUAAUUACUAAAAUCUUUGCACUGUACCUCACUUUAUUUAUAUUCUCCUUUUUGCCUUAAGGAUACAUGAAUGCUCUAAGAAUGGAACACCUGGUCUCAUUAUUCUCACUGGUUGUGACGUUAUCUACCGUCUUCUUCUCUUCAGCCAUCCUUCUUGUAGCAUAACAAUAUACCUCUAUUUCAUAUCGAACUAAGCCAGCCGUGUCCUUUCUCUUAUUGAGCAAGAUAAACCAUAUUUGCAUCAGUAUGGGCUUUUUACAUCAACUUCGUUUGCUACUUUGGAAAAACUUUACUCUGAAGAAGCGUUCACCGUUGGUUCUGCUGUUUGAACAAUUUAUUCCUUUAGUGUUGUUUGUCAUCUUGAUCUUAAUUCGAAGAAAACAACCAGCUCAUCCAUGGAAAGCAAGUUUCUAUGCAGCAAAACCUUUACCUUCAGCAGGUGUUGUUUCUAUUAUGCAAGCAUUUUGUGAUGGUGGUUCCUGGGAUGAAAAUAGUUUUGUUACAUUCCCAAAGAACAGAGUGCAUGAAUUUCUUGGUGAAGUUCAAUCUGUGGCCAAAGACAACAACUUUUUUGUUCCUGGAUUUAGUCCCACUGAAAUGGAUGAGAUUCCUGGCAUUUACAAGAGUAUCAUUGACAAUCCUGCUGCUUUACAUGACAGCUUUAAGAAUGCAAAAAAUUUUCAUCUUAAUUCUGUGUUAAGUAACACCAAUAAAUUGGAGCACUUUCUUGAGCAAAACAUGUCAUUAACAAGCAAAGAAGCUGAAAGCAUCCUGGAUGCUUCCGUUAAUGUUAAAAAGAUCUAUGAACUUUUAUUUGGAACUUCAUUGGACUUACCAUUUAAAAUCCGAGAGAAAAGAGAUGUUAAUACAACAGAACAAAAUUCUCUUAAAGCUUUACAUACAAAUGUAUUGAAUAAUCUAAAUUAUGAAAUGAUGGAACAUUCUGCAGAAGAUUUAAUUCCUAAGGCAGAGAUGUUUCCUGAAGUUUCCAUGAUUGGUGAAGGCUUGUUAUAUGAGCUCCUAGAGAAUCCCCAGCUAAAACUUGAUGACUCAUUGCUGGAUGUAAUACGCCAGCUUCUUGGAAUACCAGUGUCAAAAUCUAAUAAAAUUGAUCCUUAUGAAGUAGCAGAGGUUUUGAAGAUGAUUCUGCUGUCCCCUGCAUUAGUGAGAAAAGUGGCCUGUGAUUACCAGAAUACAUCAAUCAUACUUACUCCUAGUUCCAAUAGCAGUAUCACAUAUUUGAUUGAUGCUCAAAGGAAAAUCUGUAAAUCAAAUAAAGAAGACCUGCAGAAAUUUGUUGAUCUUCUCAAAUCAGACAUCUCUGAUGAAGAAAUUGUGAAUAUUCUCCAUCUUCGCAAUUUGAAUGUUACUGAAGCAGAAAACCAAGUAAAAGACUUUUUAACUAAGGUGGAGAAAUUCUACAUGUUUCAAAAGAAUCUCAAUGAGCUGAGUAUGUUAGCCAGUUCUCUCCCACAAGAUGCAUGUGACCAGUUUCUCCCUGCUGGAGCAGAAACCUCAUCAGCUGUUCCAAAUAAUUUCACUGUUUUAAAUAUGUCUGACAGUCAUGCAUCAACAGUGCUGGAUCCACCGGGUAGUGCAACAUCAAAUUCAGCUCCUUCAAACUCUGAUUCUAAAACAAACAGUAAAGAUCGGUAUAUUGGCUUACUGAAGAUCUGGACAUCAAUGCAGAAGACUAUAUGUGGCCAUGAUACCAACAUCCCAAAAGAUAAAUGGGAAGAUGAUAUUCGCAAUAUGAACCUUGAUGACCUUGGAAUGUCUAUUACUCAACAACAUAACAUUGGUAUUCUUGUCCAUGUUCUAUACAGCAAUCCGAAAGUACUCUAUGCUCCUGCUAACACAUCAGCUGACAAUGUCAUUAGACAGGCUAAUCAAACAUUUGCUCUGUUAGAUCGCAUUAGUGAGUAUGCUGAAAAAUGGCUGAAUAUUUCAGAGGAACUCCGCCUCUAUCUGUCACGCAAUGAAACAGCUGAGCAUUUGGACUCAAUCAGAGAGAUUCAACAAGAUUUGAAGAGACGUAAGACAUUGGCAAUGUUAUUACGUACAGACUCAAGAAUUGACAAAUUCUUAAAUAUCACAAUUCCUACUCCAGAAUUUUUUCUGCUUCAACUGAGCAAUAUAGACAAUGCAGCUUGCAGUUGGCGUGCCAUGCUGUCUGGUAUUAGCCUUAAUGUAUUUCAGGGAUUUUCUGAUGAACAGAAACUAGUUGACUAUGUAUUUAAUGAGGCUUACCAUGACAAUGUCAGUGUUUUUGCCAGUGUAUUAUUUGAAAACAUUCAUCCUGAUGGAAGCCUCCCUCCUCACAUAAGAUAUAAAAUCCGACAAAAUGCUUCGUUUACUCCCACAACUAAAUUAGUCCGAAGUCGAUAUUGGUAUCCAGGACCUGGCCCUACAAAGCAAUCUUAUUACCAAUUUGGAUUUGUGUGGAUUCAAGAUAUUAUUGAAAGAGCCAUCAUUGACACGCAGGUGGGCCAUGAUGUUGUUGAACCAGGUGCCUACAUUCAUCAGUUCCCUUAUCCUUGUUAUGUUUAUGAUCAAUUUGUUUUCAUGAUUGAACAUGUGAUGCCGUUAUGUUUGACUAUUUCAUGGGUCUAUACUGUGGCUAUGUUGGUUCAAAGUAUUGUUUAUGAAAAGGAACAAAGACUAAAAGAAGUUAUGAAAAUGAUGGGUUUAAAUAAUGCUGUCCAUUGGUGUGCUUGGUUCACCACUACUUUUAUUCAAAUGACCAUCACUAUGGCUAUUUUAACAGCAAUGUUGAAAUAUGGAAAAGUCCUUACUCACAGUGAUCCUUGGGUUAUAUUCACUGUUCUUGAAGUUUUUGCUCUUGCCACAAUUUGCUUUUCUUUCCUGGUGAGUGUUCUGUACUCAAAAGCCAAGCUAGCAGCAGCCUGUGCAGGUAUUGUUUAUUUCCUCACAUAUGUACCUUACAUGUACAUUGCUAUCAAAGAAGAAGCUGCAGGGGAUAAAGUACUGGCAAUAACAAAAUCAAUUGCUUCCCUAUUCUCAACGACAGCAUUUGGACUUGGUGCCAAAUAUUUUGCUUUCUAUGAAGAAGAGGGUGUUGGUGUCCAUUGGGAUAACAUUUCUAUAUCUCCUGUUGAGAAUGAUGACUACAAUUUGGCCCUUGUUACUAUGAUGAUGUUAGUAGAUUCAUUAUUAUAUGGAUUGUUAGUAUGGUAUAUUGAGAAUGUCCAUCCAGGUUCUUUUGGUUUGCCCAAGCCAUGGUGUUUCCCCUUCACUCAGUCUUACUGGUGUGGUACAACUGGAAAACCAGAAUCAAAUCAAUGUACAUGGUUUACCAAAUUAUUUAAACGGAGUCAUAUCAGUCUGUCUGUAACAGAAGAGGAUCAAGCAUGUGCUAUGGAGCAAAGACAGUCUGAAUACUUCCAGAAUUUUGAACCAGAACCUAAACAUUUACCUCUUGGUGUAUGCAUUGACAACUUAACAAAGGUUUAUAAAACUGGCAAGAAAGUUGCUGUGAAGAAUUUAACAUUGAAUUUAUAUGAAGGACAGAUCACUUCUUUCUUAGGCCACAAUGGAGCUGGUAAAACAACCACAAUGUCCAUUCUCACUGGAUUUUUUCCUCCAACAUCAGGUUAUGCUAUGGUGUAUGGGCAUGAUAUUCGUACUAAUAUGGAUGUUAUUCGGAAAGAUCUUGGAAUGUGUCCACAGCACAAUGUGCUCUUUGAUAAGUUGACUGUAAAAGAGCAUCUGUGGUUUUAUGGACAACUAAAAGGAAUGAAAACUGAAGAGAUAGAACGAGAAAUGGAAACUAUGAUCCAAGAUAUUGGUCUUCCUCGAAAAAAGAACUGUUCAGUAGACUGCUUGUCUGGUGGUAUGCAACGUAAACUAUCUGUUGCCAUUGCUUUUGUUGGUGGUUCUCGAACAGUGAUCUUAGAUGAACCUACAGCAGGAGUGGACCCUUAUGCUCGGCGUGCAAUCUGGGAUCUUUUAGUUAAGUACAAAAACGGGAGGACAAUACUGUUGUCAACACAUCACAUGGAUGAAGCUGAUAUCUUAGGGGAUCGCAUUGCAAUUAUUUCUGAUGGUCAGUUAAAAUGUUGUGGUUCCUCAUUAUUUUUGAAGAACACUUUUGGAGAAGGAUAUCACAUUAAAAUGGUAAAGAAAGAAUCUGAAGAAACAUUUGAUGUCUCAGAACGUCUUCCUGAUUUGAAACCUCGAGAAUCUUUCUUGACUGAAUGCCAACAAAGCAGUGUAACAAAUUUCAUAAUAAAACAUGUGAAAUCAGCAUAUUUGAAAUCCGAAAGCAAACGUGAGCUACAUUAUAUUUUACCUUUUGAGGAAAUUAAAAAGGGAAAUGCAGAGCGCUUGUUCCAAGCUUUGGAAUCUUCUCUUGACACCCUUGAAAUCAGUAGUUUUGGUGUUAUGGACACAACACUUGAAGAAGUUUUUCUUAAAGUCACUGAAUCAUUUCAUUGUCCUGAAGUGAUCUCAGAAAACAAGCCAAGUGAUACACUAAAUACCAACUCAUUUAUUGCUGAUUAUUUGUCGGGUUCUCGGAAUCAAGAAAAUGAAAUUAGUAAUAAUGAACCUGAGGGUACAGAUACCAGUUCUACAUCCAGUUUGUUGGAUGUUUCAAAUACUGAUCAGAAUCCAACUGAAACUGCUAUGCAUUAUGAUGUGGAGAUGAACAGUAUGGCUGGGCAACCACAACAAUCUAAAAAACAAAAAUCUGAAAGAAAGAAUGUGGCCACUGCUAACAAACAUGGCAAUUAUGUUAAACUGGAAGAAGAAAUAGAUGAGACAAACCAAAACGAAUUUCCUGAUAUGCAAACUGAAGGAUGUGGUAGCAUUUUAUUAACAGGACACUGGCUUAACCUCAAUCAGUUCAGAGCCAUCAUCAUUAAACGCUUCUACUAUAUCAGACGUAAUUGGAAGGGACUCUUCUCUCAAAUCCUUCUCCCUGCUUUGUUUGUAUGUAUUGCCAUGACUGUUGCUUUGACCGCUCCUGGACUUGAUGAUCUUCCACCACUUGAACUCAGCCCCUCUCAAUAUUUCAACUUGACCCAACCAGAAGGAAAUUACAUACCUUAUGCAAAUCAGAAAACAAAACAAUUCAGUAAAUCUAGUGAUGCGGGUCCUGAUGAAAUCAUACGCACAUUUUACUACCCUUCAGGUGUUGGAGCAACAUGUGUUUUGAAAUCCCCAUUUAAUAUAUCUUUCAGUGGCAGUGAUCUUCACAAAAACUACAAACUACUCUUAAAAUAUUUUGAAGAUAGUUGUGAGAAGGUAUUUGUGCAUGGUCUUCCUUUAGAUAACUUUGUCCCUCCAUUACCUCUCUCUAAAAACAAGGAUAAUCAAAUGAAAUCUAACACAUCGUGGCCAACUCAGAAAGAACACUAUUAUCCCUUGUGUAAAUGUGCUGCAGAUGGUUCUGGCUUUAUUUGCUCUGAUAAUGGACAUAAAAAACCCAAGAGUAAAACAUUAGUAACAAGUGAUAUAAUUCAGGAUAUAAGCAGAACAAAUCCUGAGAAAUUUUUCUUGUAUACAACUGAUGAAUACAGAUUGCAUCGCUAUGGUGGUAUGUCAUUUGGACUGGUCCGUUCAAUGGUACCAAAAGACUUUGGAAAUUCUGCACCUGCACUAUUUAGACGCCUUGCAGUAAGAAAUGUAGCAAAGGUGCUCUUUAAUCCCAAAGGUUUCCAUUCAACACCUGUGUACUUAAAUACACUUAAUAAUGCUAUUUUGAGAGCCAAUUUACCCAAAGAGAAGGGUAAUCCAGCUGCAUAUGGAAUCACUGUGACCAACCAUCCCAUGAAUCAUACUAACAACAAGUUAUCUAUGGAUUACAUCCUACAAGGAUCUGAUGUGCUGAUUGCAAUUUUCAUCAUUGUUGCUAUGUCAUUCGUCCCAGCAAGUUUUGUAUUAUUCUUGGUCUAUGAACGUUCUAUCAAAGCAAAGCACUUGCAGUUUGUCAGUGGCAUGGAUCCUUUUAUCUACUGGCUAGCAAAUUAUGUAUGGGAUAUGUGUAAUUACGUGAUCCCUGCAUUUUGCUGCAUUGGAAUCCUUCUAAUUUUUGAUAUUCCAUCGUACGUGUCGCCAACGAAUCUGCCAGCAGUUGUUUCCCUUUUCUUACUGUAUGGCUGGUCAAUUACUCCAGUCAUGUACCCAGCAUCCUUUUGGUUUCGGGAACCAAGUACAGCUUAUAUCUGCCUCAUUGUCAUCAACUUAUUUGUAGGCAUUACCUGUAUUGUUUGCAGUUUUCUUCUAGAAAUAUUCUCUUAUGACAAGGACCUGAAACGUAUACACUUACUUCUAAAGAAUAUAUUCCUACUCUUUCCUAAUUAUUGCCUUGGCAGAGGAUUGAUGGAUAUUGCAUUCAAUCAGUACAAAAACAUGUUUUACUUCAAAACAGGACAAUAUCAUUAUAUGAGGUCACCAUUUGAAUGGGACUUAACAACAAAAAAUCUAACAGCUAUGGCAGGAACAGGCUUGUUCUUCUUCAUUAUAACUCUUUUAUGCGAGUAUCGGUUUUUCAUAAAAUCAAGACCCUCAGAUGUUGCUAACAAACUACCACAAGAUGAAGAUGUAGAUGUUGCCAGUGAAAGAAAACGCAUCUUAAGAGGUUCAGCUUGCAAUGAUGCAUUGUGUCUGAAAAAUUUAACAAAGAUGUAUGUGACCAGAAAAUUAGGCAAACAUCUAGCUGUUGAUCAUCUUUGCCUAGGUGUACCAACGGGUGAGUGUUUUGGGCUGCUAGGUGUGAAUGGCGCUGGGAAAACUACAACUUUCAAGAUGCUAACUGGAGAUAUAGCACCAACAAAUGGAGAUGCUGAACUUCACCGUUUCAGUAUCUUGAAAGACCUGAGUAAAGUACGACAGAACAUUGGAUAUUGUCCACAGUUUGAUUCCCUUUAUGAUGAAUUAUCAGCUCGAGAGCACCUUCAGUUUUAUGCUCGUCUUCGAGGGAUUCCUCCAAAAGACGAAGCAAUUGUUGUCAAGCAGGCUCUAAAGAAAUUAGCUUUGACUGAAUUUGCAGACAAGGCAUCAGGCACUUACAGUGGUGGAAAUAAACGGAAGCUAUCCACUGCCAUAGCACUAAUCGGAAAUCCUCCAGUUAUUUUUAUGGAUGAACCUACCACAGGCAUGGAUCCAUAUUCCAGACGGUUCCUCUGGAAUCUAAUUAUAGAUCUUGUAAAAUCUGGUCGAUCAGUCAUACUCACCUCACACAGCAUGGAAGAAUGUGAAGCUCUCUGUACACGUCUAGCUAUUAUGGUAAAUGGCAGCUUCAAAUGUCUUGGCAGUACUCAACAUUUAAAAAAUAAAUAUGGUGAUGGCUACACAUUUGUAAUUCGUAUUAGGGGACCAAACUACGAAAGAAAUUGCUUGAACGUCAAACACUUUAUCGAUAAAAAUUUCCCUAAUGCUAAAAUUAAGGAGCAACACAUUAACAUGCUUCAGUAUGAAAUUAAGUCGAAGACUAUUUCUCUAGCUUACAUCUUUUCUAAGCUUGAAGAUGCUCAAAGAGAUUUCCAGAUUGAAGACUAUUCUGUCAGUCAGAAUACUCUAGAUAAUGUAUUUAUUAACUUUGUGAAACAACAAACAGAAAUCGUCCAGGAACUCGAAGACAAUGAUGCAUCUUCUGAUUCUUUGAACACUUCAUCAACAACCAAUAUUGUUUCUAGUUGUGCUCCUAAUCCUGAAGAGAUAUUGGAAGGUGAACCAGAUGACAUCAGUACUUCAUUUGACAGACUUGGAACACGGCUCUCCCUGCUAAACAUUGAAAUGUCAACAUGCUGAUGCCAACUUCUGUGAUAUUUUGGGGGUGGGAAGGAAUUGCAAGAUUCCAGAACUGUAUAAUUCUUAAUUCCAUUCCAUGUGCUGCCAUUUAUUUAAGAUAUUUUUUUCCCUCUUUUUAUUAUUUAAAAUCUCUUCAUAUUUUACAAUCUCCAGAACUUAUUUAUAUCUAUUUGAAUGUAUCUUAUCUUGUUGAUAUCAUUUAUUUAAAACCAAAAAUAAAAUAAAAAAUGAGAAAUUUUGAAAAAAAAAAAAGAAACUCUCAAUAACCUGUGAAUGCCAACAUAAACCUCUUCUAAACAUUUGGAACUCUCUUAGGAUUAAUUCCUCAAACCAUUGGGAUGUGACUGAAUGGAUUCAAUCAUGUUUUUUAUAAUGUUCAAGGAGGAUUAUUUUAUUUCAGUUUUAUCAACUCAAGAAUUAAAUUUCUUGUUGAUAUACCCCCCAAAAAUUGUUUUCACACUUAAAAAAUUUUAUUUAUGCAUUUGAAUGAGUUAUUUUUGUUCAUUGGUCUAUUACAAGAAAGCAUUUUCAAAAGACAAUGAAAACUAAAACCUUAAGAUAUAUAAAGUAGAACAUGUAUUGUCAUACUAAGGUGAAAAUAGUUAUCCAUGUACACUUUUAGGGGUUAUUUUUUUAAAACUUGAAAGAAAAAUAAACUGAUUUUUAAAAACCUAACAAAUUUUUUUUAAUAUAUACAUAUAUAUUUUCUUGAAUCUUUCAUUAGAAGAAUAUUUCCUUAGAAAUAUUGCAAUUAACAAUACCUGAUUACUUUUACUUGUAUAUUGUAUCCAUUGUCAUAAAUGUGUCAUUAAAUUGCUUUUAUGUUUGCUUUACAUCUUCAUAUGCAUUUUGAAUGAGGCCAAAAGAUCAGAUGUGUUAUAGUCAUCUUGGGUGAAGAAAAAAAACAGAAAUUGCUGGGUUGUCCAUAAUAUAUAUAUAUGUGUGUGUGCUUGGUUGUUUAUAUCUCUUGAAAGUCAUAGUUUAUAAAAAAACUGGAAUAUUAUGAGUCACUCAGUUGGCUCACGUGAUUUAAUUAGUGCAAACCAAUGCAUUAUAAUGCUGCUGAUUAGUCUGAUAUCAGGUUGUAUGUUCAAUGAUUGGUGAAUGUGUCUAUCCUUAUUUGAAUAUUUAUUUCUUCUAAAAUGUGAGACCUAUUAUUAUUUAUUUUGGGUUGUCUGGUUUUUCUAAUAUUCCUAAAUGGUAAGAAUGAGGAUCAGAUUAUCUAUGAAAUGUGCCUUAAAAUAUUAUCAACCCCCACCUUUAAUUUUUCUUUCUCCUAUUCUACUUCAUCUGUUAAUCUUUUUUUUUUUUUUGGCUUUUAUUUUUGGUGAAAUUAAUAAAAUUGUCGUUUUUAUCAUAUCUUUCACUUGAAGAUAAACAAUGUCAUUAGUAUUUUCAAUACUACAUUUUCUUGUUUCCAUUUUUGUCUUUGAAUUUUGUCACAUCAAAAAUUAAGAUUGACCUCAUGUAUUUUUCAUUCAUUUGCAAUAUUAUUCUAAUUAUUAUCAUUGAUAUCCAAUUUGAGCUUUGACUCAACUUUUCAUUUCUCCAGGGACUAAUAAAAUAUAUAUCAGUAAUAUACUGGUUGAUUCGGCUUUGCCUCUAAUCAAAAAAAUAUGAGUUACAAUAGUAAUAAUAAUUUAUUUUUGUUUCUUUUUGAAAAUAAUUUUCAAACACUAAAAAAAUGAUAGAGCUGUGUGAUAGCUAGUUCAGUAGUUGACUUUUGUGGUAAAUCCUAGAAGUCGCUCUUGUCUGAGAGAUAGAUAUUAGAAAUAUGAAAGCAUUAAUUUAUACUCCUUAUCCUUCUGAACAUUAAAGUUUCUCCUCCAAGAAGUUCUUAUGGUCAUUUAGUUAGUGUGAUUGAAGAAAGUGAAGUUUGUCACUGGACCAGUGAUAAUUUUCAUCAGCUUGAGUCAAAUCAAAUAGAACCAAGACAUUCUUGUGUUCUAUGAAAUGUUAAUAUCUGACAUUUUAUGUGCGACCUUUCAUGAAAGAAUAAAAAGGAAAUGUCAGAUAACACUGGGUCACAAGUUUUCGGUGGUAAAUAGGGAUAUUUACUAAAAUAUGAUGGGUUGCAUUUGAAAUUAUGUAGUUAUGCUAAGACAAGAAGCAGAUAGUAUUUUUAUUUCAAUGAUAUCCAUUAUCAUAAAAAAUAUAAUAAAGAAGUAGUAAAGUAUCUGAAAGAAGGUUAUAAGAAUAUUUGCUUUUGUUGGUGACAAAACUAUUUUCUUUCCUUAGAAAAGAGAAAAUUAUACCUUAGCUACUAGAAUCACUGAGUUGAAAAGUAAAUUAUUAAAAAAAAAAAAAUUCUGAUCCAUUGUACAUGCAAUAUGAAAAAUACUGUGCAAAAUGGUAUGGGAUUGACAAACGUUUUUUACUUAAGAAGUUAAUGUUACCCAAAAGAUAUGAAUAAAUUAAGUACCACGAACUUACUUUACUCGUAUCGGGUAGAUUUUGAAAAAUAACUUUUCACUGACCAGAGGUGAAUAGUUCUAAACAGCUACUGAAGGAGAUAAUUGGACUGACUUCAGAGUUAUUUGGCCAUUUAUUACAUUAACUAGAUCAGUGAAAAGUUAUUUUUCAAAAUCUACCUGAUACAUACCAAUGUCAACCUUAAAUUCACAGCAAUAGAUUGAUAACAUAAGUUAAGCUAUGUAAAGAAAAAUCACAAUUUUAAUUAUAACCAUUUCUCAUUUCUAAAGUAUAAUAGAGUAGGUACUAAUUUGGGCUACCAACUUAAUACUUUUGUGAUCAGAUCUGCUGCUGGCUUGUCAUUCUUGCAACGGACAGGUAAUAUUUUCAGAUGUUUCUAUCUGAUUGGUGUAUUUCAUCUGUGAUUCAUAUAGCAUCAUGAAACAAGGGUUAAACUUUAGUUGUUGGGCUUUAGAAAAUGCUUAUCUUUCUGUAAUAGAUUAGAAUUGUAUCAAUGGAUUGUUAAAUUCUUUAAUGCUUUUGUUACCAUAUUUCUGUUCCAGCACCCUUCCUUUGUUUUAAUUUUGAAAAUGAAGAAUUUAGUAAAAUAACUUAUAUUGGUUUUUGGAACAUAAAUUAACAUGAAAUUAUGAAGAAAGGCUUUAAAUUUAGACCACUUUAAAAGAAGUUUGAAUCUUAGAACCAGGGAUGGUCUCAGGCUGAAUGUUUCAUAUGUUUUCUUUUGUUAAAUACAUGAUUUGGUCAAAGUAACAACAAAUAGUUCUUUAUGUAUUAUAUUAUUAUUCUGGCCUGAUCUAACACUAGUGGUGGUAUUACUGUACUGAUGAAUGUUAGAAAUGUAUAAUGGUUAUCUACAACUAAAUUGGAUCUUUUUUAGGGAAAAUGUCAAAAUCCAUGCUUAUUAGUAAAAUAUUUGUAUUUCUUGAUUCAGUGAUUUUGUGUGUAUGCGUGAAUGCAAGUGUGUUUCAUUUCAAUUUUGUGUAUUGUUGUUGAGUUUGAUGUGGGAAUCAGCAUCUUUGCCUACUUCAAAAACUUUAAAAAAAAAAAAAAAACUUACCUGUAUUAUCUUGUUAUCUUAUUGUUGUCGUCUUUAAACUUUGUCAUACCUUUUACUAAAUGACUCUUAUUCACUAAACUGAAUCAUAAAUUAAAUCACUCUCAUUCACUCUGUCUCAAUAUCAACCAAUGGAUAUUAGAUAUCAAAGUUUUCAAAAAAUUUCACCUUAACUUUCACUGCUAAACAGUUCUAUAUAUUAAAUUUUGUUUUAUGAAAUCUGACAUGCAAGAAAAAAUAGUUUCAUUGAAUUUUAAAUGUUUCAUAUUUUUUACAAAACAUAUUUACUUUGUUUUGACAUUCUGUUUGGCAAGUGUCCUGAUUUCAGUUCCAAUAUGGAACUUUUGUUUUAGUUAUUUCUCUAAUGAUCUUGGGAAGAUUACAAACACCACGAUUUUCCUUUUCCUCCCACUUUAAUCUUUAGAUUCCACAUUUAAUUGAGGAAUCAAUGACUGACAGUGAAAUUUUAAUCUCAUAGAGAGAACUGGACUUAAUGUUUUUCAACUCAGAAUCCCACCAAAUCUUCUUUGUUCUCCCUGGUACACAGGAAUUGAUAAGUACCAGUUACACAAGAGAGUGAACCUUACAACCCUGUUAAAAGAUUUUCCUUGUACUUCAUCAAAAAAAAAAAAUCAUUUGUAUAAUUUUUUGUCAUGUAAUCUGAAUGGUUGUGAUAUAAAAUGUGAGCCUUUUUUUUUUUUUUUUAGCCUUCACUAUAAUUAAGCCUUACAUAUCCUUUUAUCAUUCAAUUGACCAUAAGAUAACUGGUAUUUUUUUUUUAUCUAUUUAGUGGUCAAUGGUAUUCUCUUGAGCUGGAAUAUUCUUUUCAAUUCAACUAUUUACUAUUAUUAUUAAGACAGUGAGCUGGCAGAAUCAUUAGCAUGUUGACCAAAAUGCUUAGUGGCUUUCUUCCAGCUCUUCACAUUCAUAUUUCAAAUUCUGCCAAGGUCAACUUUGUCUUUCCUUUCAGAGCAAGUAAAAUAAGUACCAGUUGAGCUCAGGAGUCAGUGUAAUCAAGCUCCUUCCUCCAAAAUUUCAGGUCUUGUGCCUAUAUUAGAAAGUAUUAUUAUUUAGGCUCUGCUGCCGGCGUUUGUCUAAUUCAUACCUGUGUGGGAAAAAUAUACAUUACAGAUAAAUAUUGACAAUAAGUGGUUAUUUUGAAAAUAUUACUUUAGUUUAUUCACUUCUGAUAUUGGAAUAUAUGCAAUAGCAUUACAGGUUUAUUAUAUUUUUUGUUUCUUUCUCAAAGCUCUUUUGUCACAUGUCCUGUGAUCUUUUCAGUGGUCUAAGCAAAAGAAGACGAGACACAUGAGAUAAAGAAUUGCUGAUAUCGUUUACAGAAUUCAAUUUUUUUUUCCCCAUCUAUAGCUACAUAUCCAAGUCUUUCAAAUAAAAUCUAUUCAUAUUGUCCCCUAAAUUAUUAAGUCAUUAAAUAAAGUUAUUUGAAUUUUAUCUGGACAUCUUCAGUCCAAAAUUGAAAUUCUUUCAUUUCCCUUUUAAAUAUAACUUAACUGUUAUGAAUUCCUCUUGCAAUAGAAUUAUUUUGAUUUAUAUGUUAAAAAAUCCAUUUAGUUAUGAUUCUAUUUUUGAGUUCAUCAUGGUCCUUUAUUUCUUAAUAGUUGUAACAAUAUUUCACUUAUUGAUGAUGUCCAUCACAUGAUCUCAUUUAUUUCUUCCUUUGAUUAUCAGCCUAGAACCUAAUGUUAAAAGAAAUAUUUUCUCAUUAAACUAUUUUUUGUCAUUGAUCUCUACAAUCUCUUUAUUCUAUGCAACUUGCAAACAGUUAAAUAUUAUCAUUAUAUACAUUUUUAGGGUAGAUAAACUGAUGUAAUCAAUUAAUUUCAAAAUGUAUUAUAAUUUAUAAUUGUUUAACAGCAUUGGUAUAAGAAAGCAAUUAAGGUUCUAAGAUUUUUCUUCACACCAAAUUUAUAAUACUUGUCAUCUAGAUAAUAUUAAUUUAAUUAUAAUUCCUGAUGAUUACUGUGUCAUAUAAAACAUAUCUUUCAGAAAUUUUGAAUAUUGAUUUCCUGUGAAUAUUGUUAAUUUUAUUAAUAUAAAAACAUAUAUAUAGAUAAUAUUCUCUUUCUUUUUGUGUGUGUGUGUACAUUUAUUCUAUAAAAGUGAAAAAUACCUCAAAUAUCAUUGGAUAAACAGGUAAUUCUACAGGACUUAUAAAUUAUUUUUAUUUAUAUGUAGCAGGAAAAGUAAAUUGGUCAAAUGGUUAAAGAACUUUUGGACCAUAAGUUUAUAUUCUAUUGAUCUGUGCAAUGUGUAUUCUACUCAGCACAGUUCACUACAAUACGAAAAGGGGUGCCAGGCCCUCUGAGGUGGAAGCUACUUGUAAAAAUGACCAACAUCAUGUCGAGGGAGCUGUGAGUAUUGUGUUUUCAUGUUCCCAAAACUGGAACUACUCACUAGUCCAGUGAAUCCUUGGUGUUUGCGAAAUGAUACUAUUUCAACUAUGGCUUUAAAAUCAUUUUUUAAUUAUUUAUAUUAAGAUAUUUACAGGGCCAGGCCAAGGCUGGCACCUCUGGCAAGCUGAAUUUAAGCAACUUUUAAAUGUAUAACUUUUAAUUUUCAGAAGAGGGGUGGGAAAUGGUGAAUGUCAGAAUAAAAUGUUUAUUACAAUACACAGGCUAAGGGAACAAGUUCAAAGACAGCAUCAUCUUAGUCUUUCAAUCAAUAUAAUUUAGGUAGGCAGAGAAGCAUCUACAUUGCUGGCAAUGAUCUCAACAUAUUUUUGUUACAAACAUUUGAGUGGAGGAUAUAUGGUGAAAGUUCAAAGAUAGAUCUUCUUGUUGAUGUAAUGAAUUUUUCUGUUAAUAAAAUAAAAGAACAGAAACUGGGAAAAGUGUUAACUAUCCUAACUAAAACCAUUUUUUUUCCCUUGACUUUUGAUCUGAAAAUGUCUUUUCACACCUUCGAUAUCUUUUUCACAUCAUUUUUUAUUGACAAAAUUGCCAAAAAUUUUUUUGUUUUUUCAUGGAUGACUAUAAAUAUAUUUACAAAAACUUUCCUCUCCCUUCACCACAGUUAUAGGUAAACAACACAUGAGAUGGAACACACAUACACACCCCUAGGAACAUGGUAUCCCAAGUAAUUGCUCUAGUAGCUGAUGCCUUCAGCUGGUUCUUGUUAUUUCUAUAAGUAUGACCAUCUAAAAGUAAAUUGCUAUUAUGAUAAUGAUGAUUUUCCUAUAUGAUUCACUUUAAAACAUUUUGGCUUAAAGCUUUUCUUUUAAUAUUUGCAAACAUCUUUUUAAAUUUAAUCUUUCUCAUAUUAUUAAAUGUAUUUGCGAUGUAGUAUUUAUCUUUGCAUCACAGAGUAUUUGAAGAAGUGAGGAUAAUUUGAAACAUUUAUUUUUUAAUAUCUUACAAACUUUUGUUCUUGCAUUCAAAAUAGCUGUUUGUAAUAGCAAUAAACAAAAUUCACUGUGUGAAAAAGUAUCGUCUUCUAUUAGAAUAGCUUCCAAAUUGCCUUUUGAAAUCCAUGGAAAUAUCCAAAGAGGUCGAUCCUUUAUAGAUAAAAUUUACACACACAUUUAUAUAAAAGUGUUAGUCUGAACAAAAAAAUUAGUGUACUUAAUACAAAUUAGCAUGUAAAUCAUACAAGAAAAAUUACAUAUGGGCUAACUGAACCCUAGCUAAUUUUUCUACCAUGAAACUCAGUCUUCUUCUGAACAGUUAGCUUCUGUGUGUAAUAUAUAUAUUCAUUUAAUAUCAAGGAAGAAUUGAUUUUGUUUCAAGUUUUCUACUAAGUGUAAGCAACUUAAUGCCUUGUAACAGUAUUUUACUUUGAUAAAAAGAAAUUGAUAUUCUGUUUUGGACCUGUCAUCAUUAUUUUAUUGAAAAUAUUACCAAAGAUUUAUGAUUAGAAACUUAGAAUAUAGUUUUGCCUUUUGUCUCUACUUCUAAAUAUAUAAACAUAGAAUUCUUUCUGAGUAUGUUAAAUAUUGGCAAUUCUAUCAUAAUUUUAAUAUCAUAAAAUAUGUUUGUUCUUUGUGAAUAUAAACAUUUGUCUUUUUUCAAAUAGGAAUAACAAGACAAUAAUCAACUGAGGGAUAGAUCCUAAUUCUUAAUGAACUUAAUAAAUAUAAGUGAAUUCUGUUUAAAUCUUGGAUUUUCAUAUGAAUCUGUUGUCAUUUUUUCUUGGAUUCUUGUUCAGAAUAUUUUUUUUUUAUUUGUUCAUUUAAUUUAAAACCAUUUCUUUCUCUGUACAAUUGUGUUUAGACACAGCAUGGCCAAAUGGUUAAAGUGUUCAUUUCACAAUCACAAGGUUGUGUGUUUAAUCUCACUGCAAAGCUUCUUGGACAAAAGUGUCUUUUACCAUUACCUUGGUUCAACCCAAGCUUCGUGGGUGAAAUUGGGUUGAUGGAAACUCUGGAAGCUCACCAGAUGGAUUGUACCUGUACUUCAAAGAUACAGCAUUCGCACAUAUACUGUUCUUGCUAAUUCUCUUUAAGGAUUACAUUAAAGGUACAAAAUGCCCAACCACUUACAAGCUAAUUUGUGAGCAGGUAAUUCAGUUGAUCAAACUGAACCCACCUCAUCCAAACCAACAAAGAUCCAUUCAUUUUUUCACUUACGUACACUUAGUAUCACUUGUAUUUUCACUGAAAAAUAUUGGACUUAUGCAUAUGACUAGCACUUUUUUGUUUCAUCUUGCCAUCUUUUUUCUUAUUUUCUUAUAAUUUAGGGAAUUAUUCUUUAAAUUGGUAACAAUUCUGAGCAAUAUACUAUAUUCAGUCUCCUUAACUCUGAGGGAAAUAAAUUAUUUGACAGCAUUUAUUGGCUUUGACUUCUCAUAAAGUGUAUUUUAUGUACACUAACAAGGUUUGUUCAGUCUUUCAUUCUACUUCUAUCAACAACAUUUAUUCUAAUCUGGGUAUGUUCUUUUCAAUUUCUCUCUUUUUUUUUCUUUUUUUUUUUUUCUCUGAAUGUUCAGAAGUUUCUUCUUUUGUUGGAUUUAUUCAUUCUUGUUAUAAAAUUAUACUGAAUCUAAUUAAGAAAUAAAAUAUUGGAUAUUCA